Messenger RNA from Racocetra persica, 248 nucleotides. The record is from the annotation of a GenBank genome assembly. NCBI's taxonomy places the organism in Eukaryota, Fungi, Glomeromycota, Glomeromycetes, Diversisporales, Gigasporaceae.
CAAAGCAAAAAGUGAAACAAAAAAAGCAAAGAGAAAGUGAAGCAAAAAGUGAAAUGAAAAGCAAAGCAAAAGGCAAAGCAAAAAGCAAAACAAAAAGCAAAGCAAAAAGCAAGACAAAGAGCGAAGCCAAAAGCAAGACAAGCGAAAAGCAAAGUGAAAAACAAAGCAAAAACAAAGCAAAAACAAAGCAAAAAGCAAAGCAAAAAGCAAAGCAAAAAGCAAAGCAAAGAGGCGAAGAUAAAAAAUAA